This is a messenger RNA of Cyprinodon tularosa, 4623 nucleotides long. It is a transcript of the gene ubtf, whose product is annotated as upstream binding transcription factor. The coding region runs from base 1 to 2223 and encodes 740 amino acids. The transcript is spliced from 20 exons. The record is from RefSeq and is a predicted model, not a curated record. Lineage: Eukaryota; Metazoa; Chordata; Actinopteri; Cyprinodontiformes; Cyprinodontidae.
AUGAAUGGAGAGAUGGAGGUGGUGGCCCAGGACCAAGUGUGGGCGCAGGAUGACCUCCUAAAGCUGCUAGAUGCCAUGAAAGUGGCUCUGCCUCAGAAGGAUGUGACAAAAUACAAAACCUCUGAGUCCCACCUGGACUGGCAGAAGGUUGCCUUCAAUUCAUACACAGCAGAGAUGUGCAAGCAGAAAUGGCUAGAAGUCUCAAAAGAGAUUCGUAAAUUCAGAACUCUAACCGAGCUCAUCGUGGAUGCAGAAGACUACAUCAAGAACCCCUACAAAGGCAAGAAGUUAAAGAAACACCCAGAUUUCCCCAAGAAGCCUUUGACUCCAUAUUUCCGUUUCUUCAUGGAAAAGAGGGCCAAAUAUGCGAAGCUGCAUCCUGAAAUGAGCAACUUGGACCUCACCAAGAUCCUUUCCAAGAAAUACAGGGAGCUCCCUGACAAAAAGAAGAAAAAAUAUGUUGAGGACUUCUUGCGUGAAAAGGAAGCAUUUGUACAAAGCAUGAUGAAAUUCAGGGAAGAACAUCCAGACCUCAUGGAGAGCAUGACCAAGAAGGCUUCAAAUGUCCCAGAAAAGCCCAAGACGCCCCAACAGCUGUGGUACAACCAUGAAAAGAAGGCAUUCCUCAAGACGCACCCUGAUGCGACCACAAAAGACAUCAAGGACAGUCUUGGUAAACAGUGGACACAGCUGUCUGACAAAAAGAGGCUCAAAUGGAUCGGCAAGUCCUUGGAGCAGCAAAAACUGUAUGAGGAAGCGAUGCGGGAAUACAUACAGCAGCACCCGGAGCUAAACAUGACCCAGGGAGCUAUGAAGUCCACCCUGACCAAGGCGGAACGACACCUUAAAGACAAGUCGGACGGCCGGCCUGACAAACCCCCUCCAAAUGGUUACUCGAUGUUCUGCGCUGAGCUGAUGUCGAACAUGAAGGACGUUCCGAGCACAGAGCGCAUGAUGAUGUGCAGCCAGCGGUGGAAGCUUCUGAAGCAGAGCGAAAAGGAUGCCUAUCAGAAACGCUGCGAACAGAGGAAAAAGGAGUAUGAAAUCGAGAUGAACAGAUUCCUCAGUACCUUACCGGAAAAGGAGCAGCAGCGAGUUUUGGGGGAGGAUAAGAUUGGUUUUAAGAAGAACAACGCAGCCAGCAGCCCUGCCUCUAAAAAGAAAAAUGCUAAAACAAACGCAAGUCCAGAGAAACCCAAGAGGCCCAUCUCUGCUAUGUUCAUAUUUGCUGAGGAGAAACGAGCCAAGCUGCAGCAGGAGCGACCGGACCUUCCUGACAGCGAGCUCACCAGAUUCCUGGCUCGCAUGUGGAACGAGCUUCCAGACAAGAAGAAGGAGAAGUACAAACGCGUGGAGGCUCUUCUGAAAGCUGAGUCUGAGAAGAAGGAAAGGGAGGAUAGGAGUCGUCUGCCGGAUCCGCCCAAAACGGCCCAAGAAAUCUGGCAACAGAGUGUUAUCGGGGACUACCUUGCUAGAUUUAAGAAUGAUCGACCGAAAGCGCAUAAAGCAAUGGAAACGGCGUGGAGCACCAUGGAGAAGAAGGAGAAGAUUAUGUGGAUCAAGAAGGCUGCAGAAGACCAGAAAAGAUAUGAAAGGGACCUGUGUGAGAUGCGAUCCCCUGCUAAUGUUGUUGCUCCUAUGAAGAAGAUGAAGUUUGAAGGGGAACCCAAGAAGCCUCCAUCAAAUGGAUACCAGAAGUUCUCCCAGGAGAUGCUAUCCAACGGGGAGCUGAAUCAUCUCCCAAUGAAGGAGCGGAUGGCUGAGAUCGGCAGCCGGUGGCAGAGGUUGCCGCUAAAGGACAAGGAAUGUUACAAGAAGAUCGCAGAGGAGAAGCAGAGGCAGUACAAGGUCCUCCUGGAGCAGUGGCUGGCUAGCUUGUCUAUGCAAGAGCGAAAUAUUUACAGAGAGUACAAUUCACAGAAAAGAAGAAAUCCAGCAAAAGCAGGGGCGACCAAGGCGAAGCUGAAGAAAUCUGACACUGAGGAGGAAGACGAUGAUGAGGAAGAUGAUGACGAGCAGGAGAAGGCCUCCUCUGAUGCAGACUCAUCCAGUGAGGAGGACGACGAUGAUGACGACGACGAUGAUGACGACGACGAUGAUGAUAACGACGAGGAUGACGAAGAAGAGGAGGAUGACGAGGUUGAAGACAAAGAAAACAAAUCGGAUGACGAAAGCAGCAGCGAGUCCAACUCGGGGGAAUCCUCAGAGUCGGACUCGGACUGAAACGGCCGAAGCCCUCCAGAGGCGAACUAAGCAGCGCUGAGCUGAGCCAAGAGUCCAGGGAGCUCUGCCACUGUGCCAACCCCGCCCUCCUCUCCCGCAUCGCUUCAUCCAUCCCAAAACCAAUUCAUGUUGCUGCUGUGCUUUAAAAGAAAAAUCAAAACAGCAAAAGUACUGAAAAAGGAAACCCGGCCCUGAAAUCAGUCCGAUUCCCUCCUGUGUGUGACGGUUGCCCACAGCUGACGUUAUACCAAAAACAGCAUCCCACUGGUUUGGUGAUGUCAUGGACGUUUUUUCUCUAAUUUUGUUUUUCCAUUUACAAGCUCUGUGGUGAAUUCGUAAAUGUGUCAGGUUAAUCAGUUUCCCUCCAGUGUUUUUUUUUAUUUUUCUGAUAAGGAAGUUGUGAGCAGGCUUCAGAGCCAAAGAUCACACUUCAGGAGGCAGGGGGGGGGGGGGGGGGGGGGGGGCGUGUGCAGGGCACUGAAAAAAUUGCACUCUUUAGAAUGUCUCCUUUCAUUUUGUUCCACAGGCCGUUGUUGCUUUGUCCUGUAUUUUCAGUCGGCGUUGGUGGUUUAGAUUUGGUUCUUACAAAGGGUGGUAUUUUUUUUUUUUAUAUAUAUAUAUAUCUUAUUUCUCGAGAAAAACCGAUUAAGCCAUUCUGAAUGUCUGUUGGUCGCUUUUAAUGUCUUAAUUUAGCCCCAUUCUUCAUUGAUGUUCAGUAGAUUUAACGUAUCUUCAUCAUUUCACAGCGAAUGUGGCUAGUUCGACAAUUGGGUUGCAAUUUAAAGCCAAACUCUUCGUUUCUCGAAAGGUAAUAAAAACAAUCUAAAGGAGAGGUCAUAUACUGGGGGAAAAAUAUUUUAUUUACAUUUGAACAAAACAUAGCAUCUGAGAUUAUUUACAUCAUAGGAAAAUCUCAAUUGGCUUUACAGCAUGAAACUGUUCCGCAAAUACUGAAAACUUGAUGCAAAUAAAGAUGUUAAAUCUAAAUCUAAGGGGGCUAAAAAAAUCUGUUCCUCCACUUCAGUAGAAAUAAAACUCAUGCAAUAUCAGGUAAACCCACUUAGCUUUGGCAUAACAAAUACUGGAAUUUUACCGCUGUUACAGUCAGUUUUUACGAAAGCAUCGGACCAUAGGAGUCACAGGAAAAGGGAAACAUCUGAAAAUUGUUACUCUGAAGUAAAGGUUAUGGUUUUUUUCUCAUUGUAAUUUGCUGACAUUUCCUACACACUUUGUCCCAUUUUUUGUGAUGGAAUAUAUACAGUUGUGUGAUUAACUAAAUCCCAAGGUUAAAAAAAAAAAGUUUUCUUUCCUUGCAUUUGUAUAUAUUUGGUAAAAUCAGAGGCUUUGAGUUUGUCACUAAAAGCAAAGUCUCACUCUGGUUGAAGCUGUUUUUUCAGCCGUUAAUCCUAACCUCAAAAGGAGGAAUUUUGUUAACGGUGCAGCCGUUCAUUUCUAGCAUUUUCAAGGCAAUAUACCGAUACUUAAUUUGGUGUAUUACUUACAGGUUUUUGAGAGCAUCAUUGUUCUGCUGAGGACCGCAAUUGUUUCAACUUUUAAACUCUUUUUAAUUUUUUUUUUCUUAAUGGCUGCCAUGUGUUUGGUUAUUGUCUGAUGCCCCCCUCCCAGAAAGUGUGCACUUAAUGUAAAUGUUCUCCUCCUGAUGAUGUGUGCACGCAUGCACAUUGCUGUGUAUAUAAAACGACGUGUGCGUUUCUCUUUGCUUUAAUGUCUAGCUGUUUUCUUGCAAACAGAGCUGUGAAUACAGCGUGCAUAUUCGUGCCUGCUUGGGGGCAUCAUAGCAACACCAUGAAUGUACAUGCUGUUUAGUUUUUGGAUUUCCUUGCUCCCCACCCCCAUUGUGUCAUUAUUCACCUAAUUAUGGAUUAAUGGCAAAACUUCCAUCUUUAUUCUGAUUGAUUGGUAUGUGAUGGAAUAUUUGGACUGUCCCAUUGAGUAAAACAAAAACCAACGUCGGCCAUUUAAAUACCUGGGAAGGAAGAGUGACUGAGUCAAAAGGGAGUUGCUGGCAUAUGGGUUACCUGAAGAGUUGGAGUAAAAAAAAAAUGUAAUUUUUCUGUAAAUACUGUUUUUUUUUUUUUUUUUUGUAUUGAGUGUGUUUUGUUUAAUUAGUAUUUUGAUUUUGCAAACCCUCCUCUGACUUCAAGGGCCAGUGAGUCUUCCGCUCACGGAGAAGAGUUUUUAGUUCAAGGUCACCAGUUUUACUUGUUUUUCUCUCUUCCCCUAUGUUGGUUUCUAGAGAUCUGUAAGACAGAAGCUUUACAAGUUUGUACUGCUGAUCAUUUGACAGGAUUUGAUGUUUUCUAUAGAGGAGGAUGUUCUUAUGUCCUUGUAGUUCAAGUAUUUGGGCGAAUAAAGACAAUUAUCUUAUUGUCUUACUGA